Messenger RNA from Hirsutella rhossiliensis, 1485 nucleotides. Its product is annotated as PIG-X / PBN1 domain-containing protein. Bases 1 to 1485 code for a protein of 494 amino acids. Gene Ontology annotation, cellular component: glycosylphosphatidylinositol-mannosyltransferase I complex; endoplasmic reticulum membrane. NCBI's taxonomy places the organism in Eukaryota, Fungi, Ascomycota, Sordariomycetes, Hypocreales, Ophiocordycipitaceae. Gene Ontology annotation, biological process: protein processing; GPI anchor biosynthetic process. The record is from RefSeq and is a predicted model, not a curated record. Gene Ontology annotation, molecular function: mannosyltransferase activity. The transcript is spliced from 3 exons.
AUGCGCGAAACAGUCACCUUUGUCUACCCCCCAGACGGCGCUGUCGACCCCAAGGCCUUUCAUGUCCAGCCAGCUGGCCUCCUGGGCCCCGCGGCCGACGUUGUGCGCCAAGACCGCUUGACGGUCGGCCUGGACCAACUGCCGCCGGACAUUGCCAGCCUGCUUCAGGGCUACCACGCGCUUCAUCUAACGUGGACGAGCCCUCACGCCUACGACACGCUCGAGCCCUUUAGCUCCCGUCAGUCGCCCGGUCUGCGUGUCUUCUUGACGCCCUCAGCCAAACGAGCACAUGAUCCAGUGAAGCUAUGCGAGAUGCUGCAGAUAAUGGGGCCUCUGGACUGCAUGACCACAGAGGCAUGGACCGCCGCUCACACGACUGAGCGCGGCGUCUGGGGGCCCUUGUCCUUUUACCAACAACUGGAACACCUCUCCGCCUCUGUCGAAUCGGCAACCCGCGACCUUUGCCCAGACACAGACUCCAUCUGCCAAUCUCGCCUGCGCACCUUGUACACGGCCGCCAGCUUGGACCUAUCAUACAGCUCGACCGAUCGGGCUCUCUGGAUUUCUGCCUUUUGGCCUUUGAGGGAGCAUUCCAUUACUGUCCUCGUCUUGCCAGGGAGGCAGACCGAGGUGGGCAUCUUCACCAAGGACUCAGCACCUAAUCUCGGGCCAUAUGGAGUUGGCCUUCACGGCAUACUAAAUGUUCUCGAAGACCAAAAGGAGCCCUCCCCCGCUCUAUUUAUCUUUCGCUCACGACAUAAGCUAUAUAACGCGUCGUUUGCGUCAGAGUUUCUAAGGCCGAUAGGCGUCCAUCCAACGUUACAGUUUAAGCUAAGCACUAAUAAGCCUCCGGUUCAAGACGCGGAGUGCGCUCCGUAUGCAUAUCUCACGCUCCCUAAAACCAUGUUUGCCAACCGUUACCACUUCGAGGAUAAGAUCUUCUUGGCGUCUAAGAACCUUAGUGCCUCUCGGUAUACAACUCUGCCAGUUGAGCUAGAGGCUCCUGAGUAUAACAUCAAGACAUGGGGGUCUAACGUCUUGCUUCAACUGGCGCCUCCUAUCUCUAGCGACGAACAGAUUUGGACCGCCCAAGUGCCACUUCACCUCCGCUAUCUUAAGCCGAGGGCCUCCGGGUAUACGCAAGUCGAGGUUCCCUACCCGGUCGUCUUUUGGGCAUGCCAGCCGGGAGGCGACGAGGAUCCUGCGAGCAACCCGUUUGAUCGCCGUCAUUUGGGGUACGAUGAACUAUUUAGUCCCGGCACCAUAUUUUGGCACGUUAGCCCUAAGCCCGAGGUGGGAAAUCGGGUCAUGAGUUCUAUCACAGUUCCGGUUCUCAGGGAGGAUAGUGCCGCGUGGGUUCGCCUGGGAACAACGGCCGCGAUGGUCCUGGGUUGUGCAUGGGUCAUAUGGAAUCUCUUGGUCGCGUUGACGGCCCCGGCUCAGCAGGACCCGAAAAGGAAAGAGGCGAGACACAGAGUCAAAUAA